CCCGGGCGGCAUGGCUGUGGCGCGCGGGGGGCGGCGCCCGGGGAAUGGCGGCUCCGCGCUGCGGGUGGCGGUGGUCGGUGCCCGCGGGCUGGGGGCCGCCUGCCUGCGCCUCUGCCGGGCCCUCUGCCGCUUCGCUCGCCAAGCCGCCGCCACGCUCAUGGCCCUCGCCGGCCCGCUGCUGUUCCGCGUGGGGUACAGCCUAUAUGCCCACACACGGCUGGGCUACCUCUUCUACCAGCGGCAGGUGAAGAAGGCCCGGGAGCGGUACCCGCAGGGCCAUUCUGCAUCCCAGCCCUGCCACUUCCCUGGGGUGAAAAUCCUGCCCAUUCCUGUGCUCUCCAGCAACUACAGCUACCUGGUCAUUGACACUGGCUCUGGCCGGGCGGCCGUCAUCGACCCCUCCGACCCAUUGGCUGUGCAGGCUGCCAUUGAAGAAGAGGAGGUAAUACUGGAGGCCAUAUUCUGCACCCACAAACACUGGGACCACAGUGGGGGGAAUGCCAUGCUCCACCAGCGACACAACUCCUGCAAGGUGUAUGGCAGCGCCCUUGAUGCCAUCCCAGAGCUUACCAGCCCACUUGUGGACAGGGAGAAGGUGAGCGUGGGCUGCCUGACCUUUGAGGCUCUUGCCACUCCUGGCCACACUGUGGGCCAUAUGGUGUAUGUGCUGGAUGGGAGGCCCUUUGGUGCACCCCCCUGCCUCUUCUCUGGGGACCUCCUCUUCCUUGCUGGCUGUGGCAGGCUGUUUGAAGGCUCCCCUGAGACUAUGCUUGCUUCCCUGGAUCUGGCUGUGGGCUUGGGUGAGGAUACACUACUGUGGCCAGGCCAUGAGUAUGCGCUGGAGUGCCUGACCUUUGCCAGCCUCCUGGAGCUGGAUAACCCUGCACUGGAGCAGAAGCUGCAAUGGGUGACACAGCAGCGCCAAGAGAAGAGGAGCACGUGCCCCUCCACGCUGGGAGAGGAGCAGACCUACAACCCCUUCCUGCGGACCCACCGUCCAGAGCUGCAGGCAGCGCUGGGACUGUGCCAGGGCCCAGGGGAGCAGCACAACGCCUUCCGUGCCCGUGUCCUCAAGGAGGUGCGCAGGCGCAAGGAUCUCUACAAAGCCACCUAGGACCCCGCUCCCCAGCCCCGUCCUUUCCAGGGGGAUGGGUGCUGAUCAGGCAUGGGAGGCCCAAGGCUGUGGUCAGUUGUCCUGUGAAUCUCCCUCAUGGGUUGCAGGGUUGAAGGGGGAAGAGCAGAUACACCCCUUGCCUUUGUUGGCCCAAACUUGGGGGUCACCAGCUGUGAUGUUGAAGCACCUCGAUCCUCUUUUGGGGGGUCCCUAGGCCCCACCCUUCUGCUGGGUCCGUAAGGAUGGCACCAAGGGCUUAUCCUAACACUACCACCCGCUUUUCUAGGAGCCCCAAAUUUCUACUCCACAAGCACUCAGGGAGUCCUCCUUUCUCCUGGUUGGUAGCCCCCAGUACUGUGUAUUUCCUUUGCUGAGGACAGGGAUGGGAUGGAGCCAGCAAGGAAGAGGGCAAUACUAUCCCCAGGUGAGGGGCUCUUCUCCGGCAUCCGAUGCUUGGUGCCGGACUUCCAAGCCCCCACCCCACCCCCUUCUUGAGCGGGCUGGCACACACACGCAUAAACUGGGAUGGGACCAUGGGGGCUUGCGGGUGGGGUGGGGUGCUGCUGUACUGUGAAUUUAAGCCCCCACACACAAAUAAAAGA
Dryobates pubescens (Downy woodpecker) is the source of this 1716-nucleotide messenger RNA. Its product is annotated as PNKD metallo-beta-lactamase domain containing. Lineage: Eukaryota; Metazoa; Chordata; Aves; Piciformes; Picidae. The record is from RefSeq and is a predicted model, not a curated record. The coding region runs from base 11 to 1114 and encodes 367 amino acids. Gene Ontology annotation, cellular component: mitochondrion. The transcript has 9 exons. Gene Ontology annotation, molecular function: hydroxyacylglutathione hydrolase activity.